Messenger RNA from Mesorhabditis belari, 894 nucleotides. Lineage: Eukaryota; Metazoa; Nematoda; Chromadorea; Rhabditida; Rhabditidae. The record is from the annotation of a GenBank genome assembly.
AUGCGAUUGUCUCGACCGUCCUUGAAUUUUCUCAAUUCAAUCAGCAGGGAUUAUGCGAAGAAAGCCCCUCGAGCGAUUCUUGGAGAACCGACCAUCCCAUCUAAACCACACGUUCUUGCUAGAGACACAUCCGUAAUACUUUUUGGUUGGGCUGGAGCCCGGGAGAAACACGUGGCAAAACACGCUGAACUUUAUCACGAUAGAGGAUUCAAGACAUUGUCGUUUACAUCAGCUUUCGAUGGGCGACAUCCGUUGUACCUUAAAUUAAACAUUUCUGGACUUUUGCCCGAGCUCAAGAAAAUAGCCGAUGAUCCGACGCGUCGCUUUUUGAUUCACACUUAUAGCAUGAAUGGAGUAUUCACGUUAUGCACGCUACUUUAUCGGAAGGGUUUUACGGAUUUCUUGAAGAGGACCGAUGGAUUGGCGAUGGAUAGUGGACCCGUUUAUUUCAAAGAAGUCACUGCGUACACUUUGGUCUUGGAGAGCAUUUUCACGGAUCUCACGAAUAAAAUGGGCCCAGCUCAAAAAGCAAUCGCUCUCAUCUAUAAACAUUUCCUUGGUCUUAUCAUGCUUUUUGCACAUUUGAGGGCUAAAGCUCUACAUCUCUUCUUCCGAAAGCCAAUGACUGAAUUGGACGCAUUUACCUUUAUGAAAGUACAUCCGGAUAUCCCAAAACAGCAAGCAUACUUCUUCUCGGAUAAAGAUGUGAUAUGUCGUGCAAACAUGAUCAUGGAGUUCAUCGAUUGGCAAUUGGCUCGUGGUAAAGAGGUCACCUAUUUGAAUUUUGGCAACGCGGAACACGUGGCUCAUCUGAAGGCGGAUCCUGCCAAAUAUGGAGAAGUCCUUGACAAGUACCUGGACAAAGUGGCGAUCGAGCGGGGCUUGAUGAAAAAC